CCGGAACUUGCCCGUUUGACGUCACUUCCGGGGUAGAACACCUGGGUUGUGUAUUUUGAAGUCUCAGACCGGAAGUUGUUGGUCCGAGCUGGCUGUGGGUUCGGCUCUGGUUUCCAGUGGUCUUUCCACGCGUGGACGCGGUUCCGUGGAGAUGGAGAUGUUCAACAAGCUGAGCGGGAUGCUGCUGGGGGCCCUGGAGGCGAGGGAACCUACGGUGGACCUGCUGGACUCCUUCGUGGAUCACUGGAGGUCCAUCACCACCUACUACAUCCAGACCACAGAUGACAGCCGCCCCGCCUCCCAGACCGACAUCCCCUGGCGUCUGCGGCAGAUGUCUGACAUCCUGGUGUACGAAGAGAAGCAGCAGGAUGUGGAGCAAACCGGGCCCUGUCUGCAGUACCUGCUGCAGCACAAACUUCUGGAGACCAUGACCACCCUGGCGAAGGCUCAGUAUCCUCCAGGGAUGACCCAGCAGGUCCUGAUCUUUGUCACCAAGCUGCUGCUUCAGAUGCAGAAGCCUCUUCUGCAGCUCGUCCCCGUCUACAGACCAGUACAGAAGCUGAUUGAAAUCUGUGCUCCUCCUGGUUCCGGUGCUGAGAAGGAGGAGGUCCGCUUCCUGUUUGCCGUCUGCAGCAGACUGAACCAGGAUCCACAUGUUCUCCAAAACGUUCUGCAGCUCCCAGACCAGCAGCUGUCCUCCAGUCAGAGCUCUGAUGCAGCCAGCAGCCAAUCAGAGCCCUCUGCAUCAAGCCCCGCCCACUCCCAGCAGGGUCUGCUGUGGGUUCUGGUGCAGCUCAGCAGGAGUCCUCGGCCCCCGGUGCGUCUGAAGGCCUGUGAGGGCCUCCUGCUGCUGUCGGCCCUCCUGGAUGGAUCCUCAGAGGAGCUGCUUCCUGCUGGGGCCCAGCUGGGAGAGCUGCUGGCUGGGAGGCUGCAGGAGCUCUACUGCCUGCUGCCCCUGGAGCAGCUGGAGGCAGAGGAGCUGAGGAGCUGGCCCCGCCCCUCAUGGAGGUCAGAGUCCCAACCGGAUCACCUGACCUCUUUCCUCUCCUGGUUCCACUUCCUGGAUCAGCUGACCACAGACGCUCCCCAGGUUCUGUCUGUCCAGGUGUCCCAAUGUGUCCGUGGCCUGUGGCUCAUGGAGACUCUUCUUCCUCAGCUGCUGCACACGUGUGAGCAGAACAUCCUGGUGUCCACCUCUGUCCUCUGCCAUGUUGUCAGAAUGGUCCAGUCCCCGUCUCUGCUGGAGCAGCUCCUCCACUUCCUGUUGAGGACGCCGUCCCUGAUGGAGCAGCUGCUGCGUCGCUGCGACCACGUCUCUGAGCAGAUCAGCAUGACGUCUCUGUCUUUGGUGGAAGAGCUGCUACAGAAGCCUCACAGGGACAUUCUGGACCACCUGGUGCUGAGCUUCCUGCAAAGCCGCAGUUACCUGUCGUCACCUGUAGGGGGCCCAGAGGAGCGGCAGCCUGACAGCGGCGAGGAGGGCGAGGACCCCCAGGACCUGGACGACGACCCCUUCUUCUCAGACGGCUUCCCUGACGACCACCUUCCUCCUCCUCUUCAUCAGCCUGCUGCUCCAGGAUCGGCUGCAGACGUCGUAAACAGUUUCCUGUGUCUGGUUCCGGUCCAGGUGCGAUCCGCCCACCUGCUGCAGGAAGGAGGCUAUGAGUCCUACGUGCUGGAUGCUCGCUCCUUGGUGGCCCAGUGCCGGUCUCUCUCUCUCUCCUGGGACUGGCCAAAAACUCUACCCCCUCCUACCUGCUCUCCAGGUAAAGAAGGGGACUUCUUCGAAGGUCACCUGCUGAAGGUUCUGUUUGAACGUCUGGGACGCAUCUUACAACAGCCAUACGAGUUGAACCUCCAGCUGACUGCCAUCUUGUCCCGUCUCUCCUCCUUUGACCACCCUCUGUUGGACGAAUACCUGCUGGACCCGUACGUCCCCCUGUCCCCAAGCAGCAAAUCGCUGUUCUCUGUCCUGGUCAGGGUGAUGGGGGAGCUGGUGCAGAGGACCCAGCAGGUCUCCAACAUCUCAGAGCGUCUGAUGGACACCAGGAGACACCUACUGGGCCUGAACCAAAACCCCAGCCUAGAACACCUGACGCUGCUCCAGGGGAUCAUCGUUCUGGAGGAGUUCUGCAAGGAGCUGGCCGCCAUCGCCUUCAUCAAGAUGCCUCUGGACCGGAACCAGCAGAACCUCAGCACAGAGGACGAGUCUGCACCCGGAUCCACCGGACUGCUGGAGCAGAACCGACCCGUCCGGACCGGAACAGACUGAGCAUCUGGACCAGAAAUGACCCAUCCGCACUGGAACCGGACCGGGAGAAACUGAGCACCUGGACCGGAACCGACUGAGCGUCUGGACCAAGACCGACCCGUCCGGACCAGAACCGACCCAUCCGGACUGGAACAGACUGAAGUUCUGGACCAGAACCAACCCAUCCGGACUGGAACUGACCCAUCCAGACCGGUAAAAACUGAGCAUCUGGACCAGGACCGACCCGUCCGGACUGGAACCAACCCAUCCGAACUGGAAUAGACUGAGCAUCUGGACUUGACCCGCCUAAAUCGGUGAUGAUGAUUAGACCUGCUGGGAAGUCCCGCCCACUCCAACCAGAGCCAGUCACUGAACACUCAAAGUGCUUCCAGAAGCUGAUGUGUGGUCCUGAUCCGGGGUGCUACAGCACAGAACCGCUCAGAACCAGCAGGUUCCUCUGAUCCUUUGAAGCUUCACUGAGUGCCUUUGAUAUGUUUUUCUGCCAAAGAUCAAAGAACAGAGGGAAGCUGCUGAUUGGCUGCUGCUCCAUCAGGUCCUACUCCUGACUGGAUCCGAAUCAGCAGAACGGUUCUGACUGCUGGUUCUGGUCCAGCUGAAAUGCUCUGUAUUAAUAUCAGAGGUUCCAUUAUUUUAUCCUGAGAGGAUUAAUAGUUUCCUCUAAUCCAGUCAAACAGCUUCUAGAGUGAAUCUGCCAACUUGUGAUCUCAGGCCUGGAUGGAGAGAUGCUGAGUUUGGAGGUAGAGAACAAACCAAUGUUGAUGAUCCUCAUUAUCCUCUAUUACAAACAUCCACAACCAGAAGAAAAGCUUUGGGGGGAAACGGGUGAUUGAUGCUGAUGGAGAGUUGGAAUGAUGUCACAUUCAAUUAAGCCUUCAUUACCGCAGCUUUUUAUCCUAUCUAUCAAUAAUAAUAAUAAUAAUAAUAAUAAUAAAGCGCAGCUCUCCUCCAGCUCAGAGGAAGUCAGAGCGGAGCAGGAUGGGAGGAACAGAGGAGGAUGAAGGCGCUGCUUUGACCAGGAGGUCUGGGGGCGGGGCAAAUAUGGAGGAUGAGGGAAGUUGGGGUCAGUCAUCCCAUGUGGAGUACUUUCUUGUGAUUGGCUCAUAUAAAGGAGCUCUGUGUUUGGUUGCAAAGCAUCCCCUGUUUAAUAAAAUGCAUGAAUGUAUCGAGGCACGUCAGGAGAGUCUGAAAAUCCACACAGAAAUGCAGUGAAGUUUAAAGAAGUUAAUUUAUAAUUGUCUAUGGAGCAGAAAUACUUCUGUGGAUCCUGUGCUGUCUGAGUGGAUCUUUAAAGUGUAUUUGUGAAAACUAAGACUGAUGUAGCUCCAUAGCUGAGCAGCAGGGGGAGCUGUAGCAGGCUUCCUGUCCUGAGCUGUCACUGUCAUGUCGAUGCCAGGAUCCCACGGUGAUCUCAGCGCGCUGCUGGACGGACCGAAGAUCGGAGCAAACCAGCUUCUAACAUCCAGAAAGAAACUCAAUCCAUGGGAAAAGGAUCCAGUUAGAUCCUCUUACUGGACGAGUUCCUGGAUCCAGAUUCUAGGUUCUGUUUGUCUCUGUUCUCCCAGCUCCUCAUCAUCAUCACAGCAGCUCAUCACUGACCCGGUUCUACUGCGGCAGCCGGGAUUUAAACCCGCUUCCCUGCAUUACAGUCAAACAGCAGAACGUGUUCCCCACCAGGACAGCAUGUCUGUGAAUAAAGAUAACU
Molecule: messenger RNA, 3974 nt
Organism: Cyprinodon variegatus (sheepshead minnow)
Lineage: Eukaryota; Metazoa; Chordata; Actinopteri; Cyprinodontiformes; Cyprinodontidae
Product: protein FAM160B2-like
Exons: 18
Coding region: 152-2272 (706 amino acids)
Source: RefSeq, a predicted model, not a curated record